CCCACUUCCAUCCCUUCGGCCCACACCUCUCAUCUCUUGAUCCUGUUGUCCCUGUUUUCUCUUCCUCCUUAGCUCUUUCUCCUCCUCAACAUAACUUCAGCCUUUUCUUCUCUGCAGUGCCCUUUUCCUUGUGGUUAAACAUCUGGGUUCUGCCUAGAAUUCAUGAUAUACUCGUUUUCUUAAUUGAAUCUGUUAAUGAAAUUUUUGCUUCUGAGAAUCCUAUUCUGUUAAGCACAUGCUGACUGAAGCAAGAACAUCAUGCGAUGUGAAUUGCUGUCCUUUAUUCAACUGAUCAUUGAUUUUACAGCAAUGAUAAAUCGAUGAUUAUCCGGUCAGUAAAGCUGUAGUGGAAUUAGUGGGGUUGAGUUCUUGUUUCCUAUUUAAAGUUUCACAGUUACUGAACUGAGUUAAAAGAACUUCUUACAGCUUGAUUAUGAAUAUCCUGUGUGUUAGAUCUGAUUUUAAUGUCCACACCAACCAAUUGCUGAGAAUGAAAUGAAUGGUAGUAUCUGAAUGAGACCUGGUAUAUUGUAUGGCAGGAUGUCAUUUCAUUCAAUCCAUAGUCCUGCUGUUGACUAUAAUAAAUUGUUUGGAGCCAGUCUGAUCUUGAAGAUUCUAUUUUAGAUAUUCUGCUUGGUGGUGACUUGCUCUUGAACCUAGUACAGAGUUGCUUUCCUCUCAGAAAUGAAAGAAUAAGUUUAGGAUGUUAUUUUAGGUAUUAGCAGUUUUAGUGGGAGGCUGAGUGGGGAACAUUGAAUAUUUUGGACGCCUUGGUCUUGGAAUUAAUCAAAGCAAUAAUGACAGAUUUUAUUUAUGCUUUCUCUUUCUGCUAUCUGUCUUGUGACUUUAUUGCUGCAGCUUUAAGUGGAUAAAGGCUUGUGUUCUUACCUUCCCUAACGUAGGAAUUUCUCAUCACUCACUGUGUCAUCUGCACUGAUCUAAGCCCAUUUAUUUAAGAAAUUGUACUGGUUGGGUAACAGUUUCUGGUACAGUUGGACAAAAUUUGUUUAUAAAUUAGCUGUCGUAUUCCUUAAUGUAUUUAAGAUUAGUAAUGCUGCAGUUUUAUUAAUAUACCCAAGUUCAUUUGUUUUGUGAAGUGUCGUAUUACGUAGACAAUCAUGGUCUUUCCAUGACCAUGGUUGUUUUUGGCAAGGUUUUCUACAGACGUAGUUUGCCAUUGCUCCUUCUGGGCAGUGUCUUUACAAAUUGGGUGACCCCAGCCAUUAUCAAUGCUCUGCAGAGAUUGUCUGCCUGAUGUCAGUGGUCACAUAACCAGAACUUGCCAGCUGCUCAUAUGGCCACCCACCACCCGGUCCAUGGUGUCAUGUGACCUUGAUUGGGUGGGGGGUGAGGUUGCUAAACAGGUACGACACCUUGCCCAAGGAUGACCUGCAAGCUAGCAGGGGGAAGGAGGCCUCACACCUCUAUUACGCGAGACAUAUCUCUACUCUGCUAUCGAUACCUGAGUAUCGUAUAUAUAAAUACCUGUUUGAGUUGAUCACCAAUAGUGUUUGUACUAAUAGUGACAAUUUCUUCUCAUUUACAAUCACCUAAUGUCAUAGAAAAAUAAUGCCAUACAUUUCAUUAGUUCAAUUUGUGUAAAUUCAUUUGUUUCUUAAUAAGUUAAAUAUGUUCGAUAUGCAGAGUUUUAAAAACAAAUUACCUUCGGCUGUGAGAGGGAACAGGAUUUGAAGAGGCUUCCCGAGGCAGCACAUUUGCACCUGAUGAGACUUGGUGGUUUAGUUCCUUAGUCUGAUCUGGGUGAAAUGAAUCUCCAAAUUGCUUAAAUAAAUUUGCAAAACUCGAGCACGUAAAUGGUUUUAGGUGUGAUGCUGCUUAUAAUCCGCAGUCAGUUUACACUCGUACUGGUAGAAACCUCACGCUGUCACAGACACCAAAUACAGAGGCAAACUGUAAAACAAAUGUCGUAAAUGUAUUUUUUAUGGAAAGGUUGCUUCACAAAUAGUUCAUGAUUGUGGAGUGAAUUUGAGUUUAAUUUGUCGGUAUUUUUGGUUGUCUGCAUGAACUCAUUGUGGGGAAGUAUGAGGUGGUGACAUUUGGAUGGACCAGUGUGGAAGGUCAGUAUGCAAUUAAACAAGACACCUUUGGAAAGUAGCUAUGAAGAGACACACAAACAUGGUUAUCCAUGCUGAUUUGCAGUUAAAGAGAGAGUGAUAAGGGACUGGGCUGCAACAGGACAAAAGGUUGGGUGGAUCUUAAGGAUGGGAGAGUGUAUCACCUGUUUCAAGAAGUCAUUGGGGAAAUUUAUUGCGUGGUCCUCCGGUCACAACCGAUAGGCAGGCUGCAGGAUAGAAAGAUGCUCCCCACUGCAAGAUUAUCUGCUCUGAGCUACUUAAUCUCUGGAAUACAAAAGGAAAUUAUGAUUCAGUGUCUUGGUUAGGCUCCAUCUAGAGCAGACAGGGAGCAUUUCUUAACAGAAUGUGCCGUCUUGCAGAAACCUCUUUUGACGUUUAUCUAUAUUUAGCCGCAGUCGUCGUUUAAACUAACUAUAAUUCUCAAUAUGGAGACAUGUUCAAAUUUUAAAAUCAUAUUCAUGACUUCUAAGACUAGUGAGUUUUAUAAAUCAUUCUGCGAACUACUGUUGUUUUCCACCUUUUGUUUCUCUUUCUUUCAUCACCCUAAAUAUUGUUUAUUUUUGUCUUUAGAAGCCAUUCUGCUACCUGUCCUCUGACUCUGGACAUUAACUAUUGUAUUUUAUAUGAUCAAAGGUCUUUCCAUAUAACCAUAUAACAAUUACAGCACGAAAACAGGUCAUCUCGGCCCUUCUAGUCCAUGCCGAACUCUUACUCUCACCUAGUCCCACCGACCUGCACUCAGCCCAUAACCCUCCAUUCCUUUCCUGUCCAUAUAUCUGUCCAAUUUAACUUUAAAUGACAACAUCGAACCUGCCUCAACCACUUCUGCUAGAAGCUCGUUCCACACAGUUACCACUCUCUGAGUAAAGAAGUUCCCCCUCAUGGAAGACUUCCAUGAGAUUGGCCAAACGUGACCUUUACUUUUUGAAACCAUAUUGUAUUUCUCACAGAAUUGCCAUUGAUUGGCCACCCUAAUUAUUUAAAGGGGGUGUUAGUGAGUUGGUUUGAGUCGCUCGAGUCACAGUGUUCUAUUUGGACCAAAUUGCAUUCACCUUUUCUUAGCUCUGAUGAAGGAUCUUCAACCCAAAACAUUAACUGAGUUUUCUUUCCACUGAUGCUGCUUAACUGGCUGGGCUGUCCCAGCAUUUCUGUAAUUGAGUCAUUGGAACCGGUGUGGUGUGGCUGUUCUACAGAGCACUUGCCUUCAAAAACCAAGGGUUUUGACUUUGAUCAUGGAAUGGUUUGGAGAGCUACUGUCUAAGAAAUGUUGGGAAAUUGCUGUGGCACAUCUUGGAUACUUGGAUACAUGGAUACUUCAGCCAUUAUUACAGUAAUGGCCCAGUGUUAAGCAGAACGGUCUGUAAAUCGAUGGACUCUAGAUCUUUGUGUUAGCGACAAGGGAGUAGGACACGUAAGAAUGCUCUCCAAGUUACUGGAUGCAUGCAGCGUCAACACUGAAGAUGCCCAUCACUGUCGAGGAUAAACCAGCCCAUUUCACUUGUACCUCCAUCAUCCUGAGCAUUCACUUCCUUUAACAAUGUAUACAGGAGCUUCACUGUGUACAGUGUACUAAACACACUGCAGCUAUUUGAUAAAGCUGCUUUGACAGUUCCUUCAUCAUCUAUCUUACUUACUGCCCUUGACACCACUGGCAUUUAGGGCAGCAGUGAAGAUCCUCCAUUUCUGUCUAUCUAUAUGGUCGCACACAGAUGCCUGGGGUGACCCAAGGCUUAGACUUGGAACCUGCACCGUCCCAGGUACAUCGUCGCGGAGGGGAGACUAUGGCCAAGAUUCAGGCCCACCUUCAGCAGAUGAACCAUCAGAUCCAGGCUCAGACUUUUGCAGUGCAGAAACAGACGCAGCAACAACAGUUCCAGAGGCUCAAGUGUGCUUUUCAGGUGGAAGAUGCCUUGUCAUACCUGGACCAGGUUAAGAUGCAGUUCGGGAACAACCCGGCCGUUUACAAUGAGUUCCUUGACAUCAUGAAGGAAUUUAAAUCUCAAAGCAUCGACACGCCUGGUGUAAUUAACAGGGUUUCCCGGCUCUUCCAAGGACAUCCCGACCUAAUUCUAGGAUUCAAUGCCUUCCUGCCACCUGGAUAUAGAAUAGAGAUUCAGAAGAACAAGGCAGUGAGUGUGCAUGGACCCACCCCAGCCGAGACUCAGGUGCUGUCUGAGGCAGCACAUGAGCGUGCAACUGCCGCUCCCACCACUGCCGCCGUAGCUCCCGCUGCCCGUGCCGAUCCUUCUCCAACCCAGAGCCCUCUGGUGGGCCACAAGGAUGAGCACACAGACCGCCGUUCAAUCCGCGAAGACUCCACUCCACGUUUGCUGGAUCACCACGACGAGCUAACAUCCAAUGAUCCGCACCCUGUGGAGUUUGACAACGCAAUUAGUUAUGUAAAUAAAAUCAAAAACCGUUACUUGGAACGUCCAGAGGUUUACAAGUCCUUUUUGGAGAUUCUCCACACCUACCAGAAGGAACAGCUAAUUGUAAAAGACACCAAGGGAAAACCUUACUGCGGCAUGACCGAAGAUGAAGUCUUUGCAAAGGUUGCCAACCUGUUCCGAGGCCAGGAAGAUCUGUUGACCGAGUUUGGCCAAUUUCUACCAGAUGCCAAACGAUCUCUGUUCACUGGAAGUGCUGCAUCUGAAAAGGACGAGAGUAAAAUGAUCGAUGAAGACGAUGGAUCUAAACACUCGCAAAGCAAGAAGCGUUUGCGAACCACGCUGCUGCCCCAAGUGCCUCCUCCACUCAAGAAAAAGCUGAAGUUGUCGAGUGUGAAGGACCGGUCGUUGGCUUCUGCAGGCAAACAUGGGACCUUGCGAGAGUUCAGCUUUUUUGACAGAGUCCGCAGGAUUCUAAAGAGCCAGGAAGUGUAUGAAAAUUUCCUGCGCUGCAUCGCCCUGUUCAACCAGGAGGUGGUGUCUGGCUCUGAGCUCCUUCAGCUGGUCACCCCAUUCCUGGGGAAGUUCCCAGAGCUUUUUGCACGUUUCAAAUCGUUCUUGGGCCAGAAGGAACUCUCACUCACACAGCCUUUGCAGAGAGAUCGGCCAGUGGAUGGGAUUGCCCGAGAGAUUGACUACGCAUCUUGUAAGAGGUUGGGCUCCAGUUACAGAGCUCUGCCUAAAACCUACCAGCAACCGAAGUGCAGUGGGCGAACUGCAGUCUGCAAGGAGGUUCUCAAUGAUACUUGGGUCUCAUUCCCUUCUUGGUCAGAAGAUUCCACCUUUGUCAGCUCUAAGAAAACGCCAUAUGAGGAGCAGCUUCAUCGUUGUGAGGAUGAGAGAUUUGAGCUUGAUGUUGUCCUGGAAACCAACCUUGCCACAAUCCGUGUGCUUGAGAGUGUGCAGAAGAAACUAACCCGGAUGUCUCCAGAAGAUCAGGAGAAAUACCACCUUGAUAAUUGUCUGGGAGGAACAUCGGAGGUUAUCCAUCGCAGAGCUAUCUAUCGUAUCUAUGGUGAUAAAGCACCAGAAAUAAUCGAUGGACUUAAGAAAAAUCCAGCAACAGCUGUACCUGUGGUACUGAAACGGUUGAAAGCCAAGGAAGAAGAAUGGCGGGAGGCACAGCAAGGCUUUAACAAGAUCUGGCGGGAGCAGUAUGAGAAAUCGUACUUGAAAUCAUUGGAUCAUCAGGGAGUCAACUUCAAACAGAAUGACACUAAGGCACUGCGCUCUAAGAGUCUGCUGAAUGAGAUUGAAAGUGUUUACGAUGAGCGACAAGAGCAGAACUCUGAAGAAGGUUGCCCAGGCGUCACAGGGCCCCACCUGAUGUUCGUGUAUGAGGAUAAGCAAAUCAUGGAGGAUGCUGCAUCCCUCAUCAUUUACCAUGUGAAACGACAGCCCACCAUUCAGAAGGAGGACAAGGAUCACAUCAAACGUAUCAUCUAUCAUUUUGUGCCAGACUUGUUCUUUUCUCCGCGUGGGGAACUAAGCGAGUCGGAGGAUUCAACGGACGAAGAGAUGGAAAGUGAUCAACGGCACAGUCAACGUAAUAAUGCGGAUACAGGGCAGAAAGGAGUGGCUUCUCCGGAGAGCAGUCUGGCUGAGGAGCGGGUGGACCUACGCGACCAGGUAGCUGAAUAUCAAAAGAGCUUGGAUGACGUCUACAAUCUCUUCUUCGUAAACAACAACUGGUACUUUUUCCUGCGGCUCCAUCAAAUUCUGUGCUACCGGCUAUUGCGUAUAUACAGGCAAGCGGAGAAACAGCUAUUGGAGUAUCAGAUGGAGAAGGAGAAGGAGAAGCAAUUGCAGGAGGGAAGGAAAGAGAAAGCAAGUGAUCCUGCCGUGGAGCUCCGACUCAAGCAGCAAAGUGAGAUUGAGUUGGAAGAGUAUUACCCAGCCUUUCUGGACAUGGUAAGGAAUCUACUGGAUGGAAACAUUGAACCUACACAAUAUGAGGACACACUGCGUGAAAUGUUUACAAUCCAUGCGUACAUUGGCUUCACUGUUGAUAAGCUGAUUCAGAAUAUUGUACGGCAGCUGCAGCAUCUGGUGAGUGAUGAUGUGUGUCUACAGGCAACAGAGGUGUAUCUGAGUGAGAGGAAACGAGGAGCCGCUGGCGGGAGUUUGCCCUCGCAGUGUGUCCGAGCCAGUCUGGAAGCAGCUUACCAGCUAAGGGCUGAGCGGGUGAUGCCAGAUGAAAACUGUUUUAAGAUUAUGUUUAUCCAGAGUAAGGGACGUGUUUCCAUGACAAUUGAGCUAUUGGACACGGAGGAAGCACCAUCGGAUGAUCCCCUGGAGCUGCAGAAUUUAACAAGUUAUGUUGAACAGUAUGCUGGCCCAGAGGCAGCCCUACAGUUUGAGCAGACUGAUGGAUUCUUUUAUAAGCCAGUGUUUUUACCCAGAAACCUUCGAAAAUUUCGUAAAUGGCAGCAAAAGCAGUUUCUAUCAAUGAGGAAUGAAAGCAGGAACAGCCGACAGCGCAGCCUGGGUGUUGAAAACUCCAACAGCAUUGACUGCAAGUUUAAACUCAACACUCACAAGCUGGUGUACGUUAUGAACUCUGAAGAUUUCAUGUACCGAUGUGGGGCUCUGCAUCGAGCUCGUGAGUCGCAGUGCCAGGUUGCCAGGUAUCAGCACCAGCAGUUUCAGUUGUGGCACAACCGUUGGCUGCAGGACCACGUGACAGACGAGACGGCCGAACUGGUGCAGGAUUGGCUGAUGGGCGAGGACGUUGAGGACCUAAUCCUGUGCAAGACUGUCUGUGAAACCGACACCAUCCAUGACAUUCCCAUCAAUAAAUACCGAGUACAGUACAGUCAGUGCCCUCCCUCACCAUGACAUGCUUUUGCACUUAACGUGCUGACACACGCACACACUGCAGUUGCUAGUGCACUGCGUGACCGUGGGGAUACACCGUGCUCUCGGCUGGUGAGAUGAUUGUAAUGGCUGUCUGACUCCCAUGUAAGUGAAUGAUCGCCGCAGCACCAGUCUACAGACACAGCUAGUGUUAUCAAUGAGGAAAUGCACUUGACAUGAAUCUGCUUGUGAUCCUUGGACUCAUUCUCCCUUCCCUUUCCCCUAUUUUGUCAUAUUUUCAUCUUCCCAACCAGAUUUCACAUUGUGAUGUUGCAUGACAUAUUUUUGGUUGUACCCGAAUGCUUGCUGAUGUGUACCCUGUGACCCUGUGAUACGACCUAACCACCAGAUAGCAGGACAAGUAAAAGAUGAUUAUGGUGGUCUCCAGCUGCCGCACCUCUCUCCCACCCCAUUCUUCUCCCCUUACCUUGCAAAAAAAGCAGAGGCUGUCAUUUCUUCACCUACAGUGGUAAAUAUCUGGGACAAACUUACAGAAACGUACCAAGACCGCAAGGCUUUGGCUUCUUCAUUCAUGUACUGACUUCACCUCAUAGACCGGCUGCUUAUGUCUUCACCAGUGAGACAUCUGUCAACUCUGGAGCAUGCUACACUCUGCCAAGCCAAUUUUACAUUAUUAGAGGCGACCUUGUUCAGAUCUGAACAAAUUCAAGGAUUUCCAAGUUGCUGAGACCCUUUGAUUUUAUAAUUCCCAGCAGGGGACCCAGUGUUAAAGGUUGGUAUCAGGUGCUGACUCCAAGUCCAGAGCUGAUGGGUGUAUUUGCUGCAGUCUAUGAAAGCAGUUCUUUGCUGCUCUGUUCAGCACUGAACUGAAAUGCUUCAGUUGCAAUGAAGCAAUGUUGGUGGGAAUCAAGUUGGUUCUUGUGCAAACCCUAGGCCAAAUGAAAGUUAAAUGAAAGCAACUUAAGCUGUCCUUUUUAAAUUGAAUGCCAUCUGGGCUUUGAGCUUGAACUGCCACUCAUUCAAAUUAUGGCUGACAGCACACAAAACCCCCCUGUUUUCCUCUGAGCUACUUGAGAAUUGCUGACAUUUGUUUGAACCCUCUCAUGGGUUAAGUCCUUUAACUUCCUUUGAAGCUGCUGUAUAUUAAGUCACACUGAAGAGUGCUUUCUCAGCAAGUGGGGUGAGAGUGAGGAAUCAUGGGCUGGAGAUACAGAAACAAACACACAUGUGUUAAUAUAUUAACUGCCUGAAAUUCAGGGGAUUUUUUGACUAUUAAUGUAAAGUUUUCAAAUUUAAGGCUUGCUUCUUUACAGAAAUAUCUGUUUAAAUUAGUGUAUUGUUGAAAGAUUUCAAGUAUCGAUGUUUUUUAAAAAUGUUUUGUGAAUAAGAGUAUCUUUAGAGGGAGGCUUAAAACUGUUCUGAGAGUAUUCUUAAAUCAAGCAGCCAUCCUGAUUACCUGCGGCAUGGUGAACGUGUAGCAGGUUGAAUAAUGGAAUGUGGCCAAAGGCGAGGCCAUUGCAAAACAUUCUUGGGUGCCUCGGUGGCUUCCACGCUGAGGCAACUGUGCUGGUUGGGGUUCAAAUUCAGAAAUUGCAGAGAUGCGUGACUCUGUCGGGUGUAAUGUCUCCAGUGAUGGAAUGUUCACCGAUAUCCUCUGAAACCGGAAGUACGUAAGUAUGAGAUGGGACACAAGGGAGGAAGCUGGCAUGUUGUCAUCAAACUUUCAGGUGUUGGUGGAUCUGGGUAUCUGUCACUGUUCAUUGGUUAUCCAUGCUGUUCACCACAGCUCAUUUCUCUGAUAAUGAGCGGUGGCAGCCCACGCUUUGCUGCCUCUAUAACACAGACCUGCUGACUUAACAUUGACAGUAGUUGGAACUUGACCCUAUACACCACUAGGACUCAGUAUGGAGAAGGAUGGGGGUGGGGGUGGGGGGAUGAACCUCAGACAGGUGACUGCUUACAGUCCAAAAUGAAAAUACAGCAUCUGCUGGAAAAUGAAAACAGAAAAUGCUGAUAAUGCUCGGCAAGUCAGGCAGCACUUGUGGAGAAAGGAAUAAACUCAAUGCUAAUGACAUUUCAUCACAACUUCCAGCAUUUUGUGUUACUCAUAGGUGGCUGCAUCUGAAUGCAAUGGCCACAUCUGUAAUUUCUAUACCUGAACUAAGUGACCAAGUGGGAGAAAUGCACUUUUCUACAUUUAUUUGCCAGGCUAGAACAGAAUUUCCAUGGAUUGCUUUUGGCUGAAAACUAAACAGUCAGAGGCAGAAUGAUUUUCAUAUAAACUCUGAUGCCACGGUUGCACUUUGUCCCCCCCCUCCCCCAGAGUGGGGUGUAGCAGCACUGGGGGUACCAGUCAAGGGUUGGGGAAGGGGGCAAUCAUUGGGUUUGAUCGUAUGGUAAACUGUGGACAGGAACAGGGCUAUUGCCAUCAGCUGCAAAACAUGCAUUCACAUUAGCUGCUUUUGUUAACAACUUAUAUUUAUCAAAUGUUUUAAAAGGAAAACAAAGUCAAGAUAUUCUACAAUGAACUGUGUGUGCAAUUAGGGAAUGCAAGACAAAGUGAACUGUUGUGCUUUCUAAACGACCUCCUGCCUUCCCCCACAGCCGUGUCCAUUGUGGAUGCUAAUUUACUUCAGUGGGGGAGAAAUGGUAUCAGGGGUGCUUGAAAUCGUUAUUUGCUUCCCAGUCACCCCCCACCCCCACGCCAACUACAUCACCGGGGACACCAAUAAGGUGGUGUGCAGGCGGAGACAAUUGAAGUGAGCACUGGGUUGGAGUAGUAUUGUCUGUGAGCGAACAGCCUGUACCGUGGGGCCGCUAAUUAUGCAUUGCCACGGAGACCAUUCCUUUGGGUGACGGCCAUUAAUUGAAUGGGCUCGCCUGAUGUUGACUGCUCACGGUGAUAAUUUUCAUUUUGUUCUUGCCGUGUGAAACUAUAUAAUGUGAUUUUACAUUGUGUGAUAAUUGAAAUCUCUUGAAUUCUGUCUUCAGAUAUGUCAAUGCCAUGCUCUCUGUUUUUGUAGUGUGAUGCUUGUUUGUGAAGUCAAACAUUCGUCUCUCUCGCCCUGUCACACUCAGCCUCCUGUCCCUCAUCCCACCCUCCCUGGUUCCCCCACCCUGCCUCGCCCCCGCCCCCGCCCCCCGCCCCCAUCAGCCUAAACCUUUGCUCGUCUCCCUGCAGUCCUCGCAGUUGACAUACAGUUCUUUAGUGACUGGGGACCAAGGCUCCGGAUCCCUCUUGUGUUACUGAUAUCUAAGUCUCCAUCUCUUCCUCCUCCUGGGUUGAGGAUCCGGAAGUUCCUCCUCUCCCCCACUUCGGAGAGGGAGAGGCUUAAAUCCUGAUUCUCUCUUGGAGGUAAUGGAGCGGAGUUUGGUAGUGAUGCCCUAGGGCUUCUGAUAACCUCUUGAAUGGGAAGGACUUGAAUCCUGGGUCGCUUUUAACUGUAACUUCUAAAAGUAAAAUUCCUUCUCAUUUUCUGUUCUGAAUAAUUUACUCGCUUGGUUUUUAAUCCCUGGGCUGCACCGGGUUUGAGGGCGGGUUAACAUCAGCAGUUCCCUACAGUUUUCAUCCCUCUCGGCAAACAGCAUUGUACCUUCAUACAAAAUGUAAUAAAAAUGAAAAAUAAUUGCCUGCAGAUCGUGACAGUUUAUUGGUAGGAAGGAGAUGCCAGUCAGCAAGGAGAGGGCGGGAAACAUAAUGGACAACGCGCUUAAGUGGGUGAGGUGAUCUCAGGAAUUCCGCUAUUCAUUGACCUUUGCUGGAGAACGGUGGGUAAAGGGUCAGAAUGUCCUGGCGUUGCUUCUUGUUCCUUGGGAGCUUCACAGUCUGGAUGUAUUUGUAGUUUAAAUCCAUAACUGAGAAGUAAUAUGUAUGGAGAGACGAGAAGCUGGAAUCUGAAACACACAAAAUGCUGAAGGAAGUCAGCGGGCCAGGCAGCAUCUGUGGAUGCAUAGGGACAGUGGACGUUGGGGUCGAGGCCCUUCACUUGCCCUGAGCAACAGAGGGGGUGUAGCCAGCAUGGAUUUUUACUGUCUAUGAGAUUGAUUUCUAUUUCACAUCUCAUUAGCGCCCUUCAGCUGAGUUCAUGAGAUCUUGAUCAGAUGUUACACAAGUAUGUGCCAAUUGUAUACCUCGUGGUCCCCCCCCCAUUUUAGGCUGUGUUUUUCUUAACAAAAUACUAUUUGUUAAUCCCGGAUUGCAGACACAUCUUUAACUCCGUAUUUAAAAGCGAAAUAACCGAUUUGAAGGUUAAGAUAGGAAUAACCCUGCUCGAUACAAAUUGAAUAAAGCAACACAACGUUAUCUCCAAGAACAGAUUUUAUUGAGUUGUUAAUGCGAGUUGAACCAAUGUUUAACUGUGGAGUUUGCAGGGACAAUUUAACAUUAUAAUCGCUAACAGUUGCACGAAUUCCGUAAAAUUGACGUCCCUGCCUUGACUGUUCAGGACCUCGAUGAAAUGUUGACAAAAGUCGCCCAACUUGUCCUGUGGAGGAGAUAAAAUGAUUGCGCUAGUAACUUGUCAUCUUCACAGAAGUAACGGUCAAAGACAGAUGCUUCCCAUAUAUCAGAAGUCCUCGGUCUCGAUGGGCCGAAUACCUCUGAGCCUGAACGAUACAGAACUAGUUCGGGCCAAUCGUUUAUCAACCCGGUUUUCUUUUGUUUGUAAUUCUCUUAAUCUGCGCCUCUAUUACGCCCCUGUCGCAAACUGUCUCAAUCCGCCCACGAGUGACCUCAAAUCGUACGG
This is a messenger RNA of Mobula hypostoma (lesser devil ray), 12105 nucleotides long. It is a transcript of the gene sin3b, whose product is annotated as SIN3 transcription regulator family member B. The record is from RefSeq and is a predicted model, not a curated record. Bases 3806 to 7381 code for a protein of 1191 amino acids. Gene Ontology annotation, biological process: negative regulation of transcription by RNA polymerase II. Gene Ontology annotation, cellular component: Sin3-type complex; chromatin. NCBI's taxonomy places the organism in Eukaryota, Metazoa, Chordata, Chondrichthyes, Myliobatiformes, Myliobatidae. Gene Ontology annotation, molecular function: transcription corepressor activity. The transcript has 21 exons.